Alnus glutinosa is the source of this 1599-nucleotide messenger RNA. RefSeq names its product putative UPF0481 protein At3g02645. The record is from RefSeq and is a predicted model, not a curated record. NCBI's taxonomy places the organism in Eukaryota, Viridiplantae, Streptophyta, Magnoliopsida, Fagales, Betulaceae. The transcript has a single exon. The coding region runs from base 1 to 1599 and encodes 532 amino acids.
AUGUCAUCACAAUUCCAUCCGAAAUUUGAUGAGCUUCAAUGGGUCAUUCAGAUCCGUCGUACCCUCGAAGAAGAGAUUGAUCAGGACUACGGCGAAGUCCCCGCCGUAUGCAUUUUCAAUGUCCCCAAAGCACUUCUGGCUACUCAUCCAGAUUCUUAUACCCCACAACAAGUUUCUCUCGGUCCUUAUCACUAUUGCCGCCCGGAGCUCUUUGAGAUGGAAAGGUGUAAGCUAGCAGCGGCGAAAACCAUUCAAAAGCAUUUCCAAAGCCUUAAGUUCCAAAAUCUCGUUGACCAAUUGAUAAAGUUUGAGCCAAGGAUCCGAGCAUGCUAUCAUAAGUACUUGCAUUUCAAUGGCGAAACGUUAGCGUGGAUGAUGGCCAUUGAUGCAUCCUUCUUGCUUGAGUUCCUUCAAAUUUACGCCAGCAAAGAAGGAAGAGUUUCCUCUAGGAUGUCACACUUUGUGGACAAUGCAAUUCUGAGAGAUAUGGUAAUGCUCGAGAAUCAAAUUCCUUUAUUUGUAUUGAGAAAGAUAUUAGAAUUCCAAUUCUCAUCACUAGACUCUGCCGAUGAUACCUUGUUUUCAAUGUUAAUGGGGUUAUGCAAAGAGCUUUCACCCUUCAACUUGAUCAUGGAAGACCUCCCAAAGAUUCAACUAGUCUCAGAAAUCGCCCACUUGCUAGACUUUUUGUACCACAUGAUCGUGCCUAAAAUGGAAGAGCCAUCGGAAAUCUUUGAACUUGACGUGCAUGGUAAGGACAAAUCUUCUGCAGACUCAAAUUACGUAGAAAAACUCCUGCAUGAGAUUUCGAAGCUACUUUCAAAAUUAAACCGCGGCCCAAUACGUGUCGUCAAGGAGGUAAUAAUAUCUAGAGCAGUAAAAUUCAUCCUAAAAUUUCCUUUGACAAUCCUCUCUAACCUUCCCGGAUUCGCAAUCUUAAAGCAGCCCGUAGAGUAUUUAUUUUUCUUUCAAAAUAAAGAAGAACACAAGCCUGAAAAUGACAUUAGCAGAUCGCCAUUGGUAGAGGAAAUCACAAUCCCUUCUGUGAGUGAUCUCUGGAAAUCCGGGGUCCGUUUCUUACCCACAAAGGGUAGCAUCUCAGCCGUUGCUUUUGACAUAAAAACCUCCACAUUUUACCUUCCCACCAUUGCUUUAGAUGUUAACACAGAGGUGGUUUUGAGAAACUUGGUAGCAUAUGAAGCUUCGAAUGCAUCAGGGCCGUUGGUUUUUACGCGUUACACUGAAUUAAUGAAUGGGAUUAUUGACACUGAGGAGGAUGUGAAAAAACUUAGAGAAAAAGGGAUCAUUUUGAACCGUUUGAAGAGCGAUGGAGAGGUGGCAAAUCUGUGGAAUGGAAUGAGCAAGUCUAUCAGAUUGACAAAAGUGCCAUUUUUAGACAAGGUGAUUGAAGAUGUGAACAGGUACUACAGUGGCAGAUGGAGGGUUAAAGUUGGAAAAUUCUUGAAGCUUUACGUUUUUGAGCCAUGGCAGUUUCUCACAUUGCUCGCUGCAAUUUUGCUCUUGCUCUUGAUGACAUUGCAAGCGUUUUGCUCUAUUUAUAGCUCCACCCGCAUACUUCCAGUCAAGACCACACAGUGA